Molecule: messenger RNA, 741 nt
Organism: Etheostoma spectabile (orangethroat darter)
Lineage: Eukaryota; Metazoa; Chordata; Actinopteri; Perciformes; Percidae
Exons: 3
Coding region: 43-741 (232 amino acids)
Source: RefSeq, a predicted model, not a curated record
UGUACUGCCAGACAUUGUGUUAAUGUUUAUUUAUUUAUGUAGAUGGAAAUUCCUACAUUCCGAAGGGCCCCUAAUGGGACCCUUCUGUUGAAGGCUUCGGCCGAAGCCCAAGCCCUUGCCCUCCGGCCCCCUGGCAGCCAGGCCCCCUACAGGGCCAAGCAGCCACAGGAGGUGGAUGCGGAGGCCUGGGCCCACGUCAACUCCGAGGGUGGCGACACCACCAAUGCCACCCUCAUCCUGAGCCGGUGGAAGGUCCAGUUUGGUAAAUACCAGGGGAAGACCUUCCACUGGCUACUGGAGAAUGACGUGGGCUACAGCGUCAAUCUUGUGGCCUCCCACAAGAAGGAGCGAGAGAGGACAGGGUCUCAGUCCCCGCUGAUGGCCAACAAGGAUGCCUUCACCCGCUACUCCUCGGCGUCCCCUGACUUUAUGGAGGCAGUCAAGUUCCACCAGGCGUUCGAGGAGGCGCGGGUGAAGUCCCUCCAGCCCGGGCAGGAGGGACAGGCACUUGUUGGCUUCUGGGACUUCAAAUUUGAGACCCUGCAGAGCCUGUAUGAGUCUGGGGACUCCAAAAAGAUCCGCUUUGUCAACUACCUCCAGAGGAAGGCGCCAGCUCCCGGCACGCAGAUGGAGAACGCCGCACACUACAUCCGGAAGAGAGACAGAGAGCAGAGAGCCAGGGCUGCUGCUGCAUCCACCACAAACACCAGCAGCGGCAGCAGCAGCCAAGCCUCUGUCUAG